AACUCAUCACACCAACUUAUGAACCCGAUGCUUGGAUCUCAGGCACCUAUCGGUAAUCAGUCCUAAUAAAGACUUAGGAUUAUCCUAAUACCAAGAACAAAUGAAUUCUAUAUCAUUCAUUCUGAAGCCAAGAUGGCAGAUCAGUAUACUGCCGACGUAUUCGCCUUCCCGGAUUUCGACCGGUCUUCAAAACUGUUGACUCUAUCACCGGGGUUGAAUACUGAAUUCUUUCACUUAGAUUUCGAAAAAUCUGAUAAGCCGAGCCAAGGUCACAUCGGUGUCAAGCCCGCCAAAGCAGUCACCGAUGGAUUUUUCAAGCUACCAGAUUCCCUAGCUCCACCUGAGGACCCAGUUCACGAAGAAGUUCCUUCUCCUAAACCGCUUCAUGAUGUGAAUUUGCAUGACCUCGAUGUGUUUGACGAAUCAUGGCUUCAAGGUGACAAGCCAGAAGUGGCCGAUGCCGAGUACAAAACAUGGGAUGUUUUCCUAGCACCGGAUAUUUCUCAGACAACACCCUUAUUUCUCACUGAAGCUGGGCCAGGUGCAUACGAUGCCGCGUUAAAGCAGGCUGAGAAUCCUCUCAAAUUUGCAAAUGCGGAGGAUAACCUCAUUCAAACCACCCCAUACCUAACGGCGCUUUUGGCACUUGCAUUCGGUAGAGGCUCAGUCUUCUUCUCCUGGGAUGAAAAGAAGAGUAGCUUUGCCCCUGAAUUAGACCAAAUGAGAAUAUCCGGUCAUUCUUCAGAAGUUCUACGAGGUAUUCAACAACUCUGCCUAGAAUGUGGAAAUACCACUCGUUUUCUCUCCGCCUAUGUACAAAACACAUAUAAGACACAUCCAGGCGCAGCUAGGGUCGCUGUCGCAAAAUCUGUGGAUAUGACUCUUCUAGUCAUUCAGAAUAUCCUCGGAGUCAGGGCAAGGCAGACACAAUCUCUUCUACAACUUCAGUCUCUCAUCAGACCUAUCCAAUCAGUCCUUGCAUACUUCAGAGCCCUUAUAGUCAAAGUUUCAGAGGCCAAAACUGAUGAACAAACAUUAUCCCUUAUUUUCAAGGAAGCUCGAGACCUAGAGCAUAGCAAUGUGCUUCUUAGUGAAAUCAUGCGCGAGGUAUUAUCACGUGUCUCGGGACCAUGGGCUCAGUUCGCAGAGAAGUGGAUAGGAGUCAAAUCUGAAGAAAGCACUCCAUUAACUAAAGAGAACCCCGGCAAUAGGUUUGUCAAGGUUGAAAACAUUACCAUUGUGGAUGAUUUUGGGUUUGAAACUGAUGAGCGCGAUUUCUUUCUCGACGACGCCCGUAUGCCAGAGUUUAUCCCCAGCGAAGUGGCUCCAGUCAUGUUCGAGACGGGUAAAACUCUGCGACUUCUUCGUACUCAUCAUCCAGAACACCCACUAUGCCAGGUGGAGUUCACCACGCAAAACAAUCCGCCCUCUCUCCGGUGGCAUUUCGAUUGGAAGUCUAUCAGACACUUACAGGAGGACGUUAAAAACUACGAGAUGCGCAUGUUUGCAAGUUUACAACAUUGGUCUACAGAUGCGAGUACAGCAUCCCGAUUGGCAAGCAUGACAGGAAAUACAUCGGACGGACGUUAUACCUUGGAAUUCUUCGGGCAAGAAGAAGCCCAGCUUGAGAGACGAUUGCUUGCAUCUAUUGCGGCUCUCGACAAGCCACUAACUAGCACUUCAGAGGAAGACAACCUGUCAAAGUUGCUAAAUUCUAAACUAUUCGAUGAGGAAUCUGUGGCCAAAGAGACGAUCUCCGAUUUCUCGCCACAUUGGUCACUAAUACCGUUUCACUCUUUCGGGCCUCUAGUUGCAGCUCAGGCGCGCAUUAUCAACCGGGAAUACAUGAGAUUGCUCUUCAGUGCGCAUCAGUUGCGGGAUCAUUUAUCCUUGCAGAAACAAUUCCACUUACUUGGCAAUGGCGUGUUUUGUAGUCGCCUUUCCCACGCGCUGUUCGACCCCAACCUAGAUACGGCCGAAAGAAAGUCGGGCGUUGCUCUAACUGGUGGUGUAAUGGGACUUCGACUGACUGGAAGGGAUACUUGGCCCCCGGCAAGUUCUGAACUCCGACUUGCUUUGAUGGGCGUACUCGCAGAAAGUUAUAUAUCCCCGUCAUCUAAGACAAUUUCAACGACGGACAAAAAUCACGAUAUACCCGGCGAUAUUAGCUUUGCCGUACGAGAUCUUUCAAAUGAGGAAAUCGAUAAAUGCUUGGACCCUGGCUCGUUAGAAGCUCUAGACUUUCUCCGGCUUUCCUACAAACCUCCGGCGCCACUCUCGCCAAUUUUCCCUCCAAUAAUUCUAUUAAAAUAUGAUAAGGUAUUCAAACUCCUGCUUCGGGUGCUACGAAUGCUCUAUGUUACGGAACAACUCUUCCAAAAUACCCUUGCAAGAACAUCGAAUUGGCAUGACAUCGAUAAUACUUCGUUACGAUUCCGUUUUGAGGCUCAACAUUUCGUCACCAGUAUAACUGCGUAUUUCUUCGAUACGGGCAUCGAAAUACCAUGGAGGCGUUUCGUGAUCUGGCUUGACGGUGUGGAGGACGUGCUUACGAAAUCGGAGCCCGACCAGGGGGUACAAGUGCUGAGCCCAGAUGAGGUGCGCGAAGAACAUGAACGAAUGCUAGAUCAUAUCAUGCACACGUUAUUACUAAGAAAACGGCAGCAGCCGGUCAUGAGAUUGCUCGAGGAUAUAUUUUCAGUAAUUCUCAAGUUCUCCAAAGUGGCUCACAUUGAAGCUUCAGGUAGCAGAGACAAAGAAGCCCAAGAUUCGUCACCUAAACAGUUAUAUGCAUCCUUCAAGAAGAAGGUAGACGUUUUCAUGACUGUAUGUCACGGUCUUAUUGAAAAAGGGGGAAAGUCGACGAGAAACGAGGCGAUGACUGAUAGCGGAAAACGCGGCGAAGAAAUAAAGGAGAACACGAUCGAUAAGCUUUUACUUAAGCUGGAGAUGUCUGGUUACUACGGACAUACGAGGCCUUGAUGAACGAUUAAAUAGAAACAUUGAAGAUACCCGAAUAAAUAAUGUUCAUAUUAUGAGG
Molecule: messenger RNA, 3040 nt
Organism: Annulohypoxylon truncatum
Lineage: Eukaryota; Fungi; Ascomycota; Sordariomycetes; Xylariales; Hypoxylaceae
Product: Spc97/Spc98 family protein
Exons: 1
Coding region: 133-2982 (949 amino acids)
Biological process (GO): mitotic cell cycle; meiotic cell cycle; cytoplasmic microtubule organization
Cellular component (GO): gamma-tubulin complex; equatorial microtubule organizing center; spindle pole
Molecular function (GO): gamma-tubulin binding; microtubule minus-end binding
Source: RefSeq, a predicted model, not a curated record